Enterospora canceri is the source of this 267-nucleotide messenger RNA. The record is from the annotation of a GenBank genome assembly. Lineage: Eukaryota; Fungi; Microsporidia; Enterocytozoonidae.
AUGACAAAGCAGCCUGAAGCACGACAAAUCAUUCAGUACAACAAGAAGAGUAUAAGGAAGAUGAAGAAUGUGGUUGGAGAUGCAGAAUCAGCACUCUCUCUGACAGCAAUGCAAGUUUUGGUCUUCUACCUUGUUUUCAUUCUAAUGGUGUUUGGAUGCCAUCUGGCAUGCAAAUUGAUGCCUAAUGCAUCUCCAAUACAGCUGUUUGUGGCUGUAAUUGCUAUUUCUUGUUCUAUUGGUUUCUCAGCCUGGUACAAACAAAAAUAA